Molecule: messenger RNA, 2128 nt
Organism: Thalassophryne amazonica
Lineage: Eukaryota; Metazoa; Chordata; Actinopteri; Batrachoidiformes; Batrachoididae
Gene: twf1a
Product: twinfilin actin-binding protein 1a
Exons: 9
Coding region: 26-1162 (378 amino acids)
Biological process (GO): barbed-end actin filament capping; positive regulation of neuron projection development; actin filament depolymerization
Cellular component (GO): cytoplasm; myofibril; actin filament
Molecular function (GO): actin monomer binding; actin filament binding
Source: RefSeq, a predicted model, not a curated record
AUGACGACACGCUCGGGGCGGGGUUAUGUCGCUGGAGUUCACUUCCUGGUUCUCUGUCCUGCUUCGCUUCGCCUUAUCAGCUGCUUCAACUCACUUUCCAACGAAAGACAUCAUGUCACAUCAAACGGGCAUUGGGGCGGCUGACGAUGUGAAGGACAUCUUUGCCAGUGCCAAAGGUGGAGACCAAUAUCGAGUCUUAAAGAUUGUCAUAGAGGAUGAGCAACUAAUGAUGCACACCACCAGGAAAGCAUCAAAAAAGUGGGACCAGGAGUAUGACACCCUUGUGCUGCCCCUCCUUGAUGAGGACAUGCCCUGUUACCUCCUAUAUCGGCUGGACUCCAUUAACAACCAGGGCUUUGAGUGGAUCUUCCUGGCAUGGGUGCCAGAAUCCGCUGCUGUGCGAUACAAAAUGUUAUAUGCUGCUACCAAAGCCACACUGAAGAAAGAGUUUGGAGGUGGCCAUAUCAAGGAGGAGCUUUCUGGGACCACAAAGGAGGAGAUGUCUUGCUCUGCAUACAAAAAAUACCUGACUUCGAAGAAUUUUCCCCUGCCCCUCACUGCUGCAGAAGAGGAACUACAACAGAUUAAACUUAAUGAGGUGCAAGUGGAUAUUGGUGUGGAUACAAAGCAGCAGACCAUGCAGGGAGUGGCCUUCCCUCUGCACAGAGAAGCUGUUGCAGCACUUGAACGUUUUAGGGACAGGAAGAUCAACUAUGUACAACUCCAUAUAGAUUUUGACCAGGAGAUGAUUCGGUUGUCUAACACUGAGCCAACAGAGGUGAGAGAUCUGCCCAAGAGGAUCCCCAAAGACUCUGCACGUUACCACUUCUUCCUCUACAAACAUUCCCAUGAAGGAGACUACUUAGAAUCCACAGUCUUCAUUUACUCGAUGCCUGGCUACAAGUGUGCCAUCAAAGAGAGGAUGCUUUAUUCCAGCUGUAAGAACCCGUUGGUCGACAUGGUGGAAAAUAAACUUCAAAUUGAGAUUGAGAAAAAGUUGGAGAUUGACAAUGGCGAUGAAGUAACCAAUGACUUCUUGUACGAGGAAGUCCAUCCCAAGCAGCAUGCACACAAACAGAUCUUCGCCAAGCCUAAAGGUCCCACAGGCAAGAGGGGAGCCCGCCGCAUUAUCAAACCACCCGGAGAAGAAGAUGAUGAUUAGAAAGACCCGAGCACCCCACCACCACCUCAAACACGUUCAACAGUGGAACAUUACUGUGAUAGGGAAAAUCAUUUGACACACUAGUUUGAAAUAAUAGGACAACCUCAAAUUACCACAAAGUUCACUCAGCUAUGCACGCCAAGGACAACUGAGCAAUGACCGUUUCCAUUUGUAGCUUGCCAGAUGGACGUGUAUUUAUGUAUGCGACUACUCCCGAAAAUUGAGAUUUUCAAAAACACAAUUAAACACACAUUUGUGAUUUCUUGUUUUGCCAGCUCUACAACUGUAAAACAUCUGCAGGACUAAUGUGAACUUGCACUCGUGAAAAAGGUCCCCCAUUAUGAGUUCACGUACUUGAAUUCUUAACUUGCAUUCCUAAAGUCUGUGUCAGUCGUUUCAAUGUCUGUGCUCAGCAUUUGUCUUUUGCACAACUGAGGUGCUCCAAAGUUAUUAUCUAACUUAUCAUUGAUUCAUUUUAACAGUGCAUUUUAUAUUGGAAAAUUUACUUUUGAUAUAACUAGUUUACAUGGGGAAAAAAUCAUCUGCUGAGAAACUUAUUUUUCUAUGCAAGUGCUGUAACUGUACAUAUUGUAGCUGUCGUAUGGUUAAGAAACAGUCUGGUCUGUUUUUGGUGGCGUUAGUGAGAAUCGCAGUGAGAAAGCACAGGGGCUUCCAGAAAUACUUCAUCGAUGAAUCUCAAAUUUCACGAGAAGCUAUACAAACUGUGCUUGGUGCCAAAUGGCCCAGCAGCCAGAGAGGAAUGGGAACAUUUUAGUACCUGGAAAGUUAAUAUAUUGCCACAUUCACUGCUCUACUGAUUAAUAAUAGAAAAACUACUAAAUGAUGUGUCGAAAGGGAAAAUCCCUUUAUAUUCCUAAUGUGUCAUAGUACAAAAUGGUUUGGUCUUGUUUUCUUACAAAUCUUUCUUUUAAAGAAGUAAAAUAAAUUAAAAAAAUUAAAACCACA